UAAUGGCUGCCUUUUAUGGACCCGAUUAUUGAAUUUACAGGAGCCGCGCCCAGGUGGGACUGUGGAGAGCGCUACAGCUUUCGCUACACUGCCUGCCGUCUACCAGCGCUGUGGGGAAGGCAGAUCACUGCGGGUCGAGUAGCAGUCUCUAGUGUUAGCGAUCGCGGCGGCAGCGGCAGCAUUCACACAGCCAUGUCCAGCACAGAAGACGCGCCUUCCUUCUUUAAGAACAUGGGCUCCGGGAGCCCCAAGCCGCGGCAGAAAUUCUGCGGCAUGUUCUGUCCGGUGGAGGGCUCAACCGACAAUAAGACGCUGGAUUUCGGCUCCCUGACCGGUGGGCGAGGCGGGGAUGUGACCGGGGCCAGGAAUACCAACAGGGUCAUUGCCCAACAGAGAGACAUCUCGACUCUGGACCGCGAGAGGAAGGUGGUGAUCCGGAGCGGUUCGGGGAAGGAAGCUUUGCAGAAUCUCAAUGACCAGAGUGACCGGAUGUUGAUCAAAGGGGGUAGAAUCGUCAACGAUGACCAGUCCUUCUGCGCUGACAUCUACAUGGAAGAUGGGGUGAUCAAGCAAAUUGGGGAGAACCUGAUCGUCCCGGGCGGGGUGAGGACCAUCGAUGCCCACGGCCGCAUGGUGGUCCCGGGGGGGAUCGAUGUGCACACACGCUUUCAGAUGCCAGACCGGGGCAUGACUGCAGCUGACGACUUCUACCAGGGAACACGGGCAGCGCUGGCGGGCGGCACCACGAUGAUCAUUGACCACGUGGUCCCGGAGCCCGGGGUGAGCCUGCUGACCGCGUUUGAGCAGUGGCGCGAGUGGGCGGACAGCAAGUCUUGCUGUGACUACUCCCUUCAUGUGGACGUGACCGAGUGGCACAAAGGAGUGCAGGAGGAGAUGGAGGCUCUGGUCAAGGACCACGGUGUCAACUCUUUCCUGGUCUACAUGGCUUACAAGGAUGUGUUCCAGCUCUCUGACUCCCAGAUCUAUGAGGUGCUGAGUGUGAUUCGGGACCUGGGUGCGGUGGCACAGGUCCAUGCGGAGAACGGAGAUAUCAUCGCUGAGGAGCAGCGUCGAAUCCUGGAACUGGGGAUCACAGGACCAGAGGGACACGUGUUGAGCCGGCCAGAGGAGGUAGAGGCAGAGGCAGUGAACCGCUCUGUAACAAUCGCUAACCAGACCAACUGCCCGCUGUACAUCACCAAGGUAAUGAGCAAGAGCGCCGCUGACAUCAUUGCCCUCGCCAGGAAGAAAGGUUCUGUGGUUUAUGGAGAGCCCAUCUCUGCCAGCCUGGGUACCGAUGGAUCGCACUACUGGAGCAAAAACUGGGCGAAAGCGGCUGCCUUCGUCACCUCUCCCCCGCUGAGCCCGGACCCCACCACCCCUGACUAUCUCAACUCCCUUCUGUCCUGCGGAGACCUGCAGGUGACUGGCAGUGCCCACUGCACCUUCAACACUGCCCAGCGCGCUGUGGGCAAGGACUGCUUCACCCUGAUCCCCGAGGGAACCAACGGGACAGAGGAGAGGCUCUCUCUCGUGUGGGACAAGGCCGUGGUGACGGGGAAGAUGGACGAGAACCAGUUUGUGGCCGUGACCAGCACCAACGCAGCCAAGAUCUUCAACCUGUACCCACGCAAGGGGCGCAUCGCUGUGGGCUCCGACGCAGACCUGGUCAUCUGGGACCCCGACUGCAUGAAGACCAUCUCCGCCAAGAACCACAACCUGGCGGUGGAGUACAAUAUCUUCGAGGGGACAGAGGUGCGCGGAGCCCCCCUGGUUGUGAUCAGCCAGGGGAAGAUGGUGCUGGAGGAGGGGACCCUGCACACCGUCGAGGGGACCGGCCGCUACAUCCCCCGCAAACCCUUCCCGGACUACGUGUACAAGAGGAUAAAGGCUCGCAGCAGGCUGGCUGAGCUGAGAGGGGUACCCCGCGGCCUGUACGACGGGCCGGUCUGCGAAGUCUCUGGAACCCCCAAAACCAUGACCCCUGCGUCCUCCACCAAAACCUCCCCUGCCAAGCAGCAGUCGGGCCAGUCAUUGCGCAACCUGCACCAGUCCGGGUUCAGCCUUUCCGGAGCCCAGGUCGACGACAACAUUCCCAGACGCACCACCCAGCGCAUUGUGGCUCCCCCGGGGGGGCGGGCCAACAUCACCAACCUUGGCUAAACCAGCUCCUAUUGGCCGACUGGGGGUGGAGAGGCGGGGUCCAGCCCUAAUCAGUGUUGAGCCUGUGACCCUCACUACCAACAGACAGGCUCAACAGCGCCCCCUAUCUCCCUUCCCUAAACCACCUUCCCACCCAACACAGACACCCACUAUCUCACAGUGAAGCCUCAUAAACACUACACUCCAUGUUCUGGCACUCAAGACUGCAGUAUUAUUAUUAUUAUUAUUAGGGUUUUAUACUGUGUUACCUACCUGCCAUCUCCAUCGUUGUUUUUAAAAGGAAGAUUAAAGUGAAUUGACCCUGAGCUGUUAAUAAUAACAACAAGAAAUCAUUACAGGAAAACAGUGGGAGGAAUUCUGUAGAUGUUUUUUGUUCAGAAGGUUUUUUCUUUCUUUUUUUUUUUUUUAAAUGUCUUUAAUUCUCAUUUCAUCAUCGCUUGACAUUUCAAAAGGUAAAAAUGGCAGCUUGAUAGGAAAAAAAAAUUCUUCUUCUGAUUUUGUUUUUUGUUGUAAAACAUUAAAACGGUGUCUCGAUGAA
Messenger RNA from Polyodon spathula (Mississippi paddlefish), 2701 nucleotides. Its product is annotated as dihydropyrimidinase-related protein 2. Lineage: Eukaryota; Metazoa; Chordata; Actinopteri; Acipenseriformes; Polyodontidae. The record is from RefSeq and is a predicted model, not a curated record. The transcript has 16 exons. Gene Ontology annotation, molecular function: hydrolase activity, acting on carbon-nitrogen (but not peptide) bonds, in cyclic amides. Gene Ontology annotation, cellular component: cytosol; cytoplasm. The coding region runs from base 16 to 2163 and encodes 715 amino acids.